AUGCACGACCCAUUGGCAACGGUUCCCAUUCCCACGAUACAGGCACGCACAACAGGCUGGGUCUCGACCCACGGCGAUGUCGAUGAUUUCAUUCAGCGGAAUGAGGACUUUGCACAUUCCGUGGGUCUCGGUCUGUGCCUGUACUCAAGUCAAAUGACCACCCCACCUCCUCCUCCUUCGCAGCCCUCUCCCAACCCUUUUGAAGAAGAGGUCAAGUAUCAACUGAAACCAAACACCGCAACACUUUUCCCUGGUCAUCCAGCGCAAUUGAAGGAAAAAGAAGCGCUCUCAGAAACGCCGUUCAGAAUAGCAUCAAAUCCCAACAACAAGACGGUCCUACGACAGGUGAAGAAGCAUCUAGUACACUUACAAGACAUGUUGAACGCACAUGCGAUCGUCAUCGUCAGGAGUGUGGCGAUCGAGGUUCACAAGAAAGGAAUUCCGCUUGUCCAGGCGUUUGUCGUGAGAUGCGCGCUUUAG
Molecule: messenger RNA, 480 nt
Organism: Ustilago hordei
Lineage: Eukaryota; Fungi; Basidiomycota; Ustilaginomycetes; Ustilaginales; Ustilaginaceae
Exons: 1
Coding region: 1-480 (159 amino acids)
Source: RefSeq, a predicted model, not a curated record